AUGCUGAGACAAGUAUCAUCGAUAAAGCGCGCAUUUACCAGCCGCCGGUGGCUUUCCUCGACACCUGCACCAAAAGUAAAUCCGGCCAUCCUAGCAAACAUAAAGGCAUCCGAUCGAUACAGACCGGGCAAUCGGUACAAUGGGUUUGUUUGCACCCAGGCACAGUAUAUUGCCGAUUUCAACAUGACCGCGUACAUGUUCCAGCACGAGAAAACCGGCCUCCAGUAUCUGCACAUUGACCGGCAGGACACGAACAACGUGUUUUCGAUCAAUUUCCGCACAACCCCGUUCGAUUCGACUGGACUGCCGCACAUCCUGGAGCAUAAUGUGUUGUGCGGGUCGCAAAAGUUCCCCGUGCGUGAUCCGUUCUUCAAGAUGUUGAACCGUAGCUUGGCUACGUUCAUGAACGCUAUGACCGGGCCCGAUUAUACCCUGUACCCGUUUAGCUCGACGAACGAGAUUGAUUACCGUAAUCUGCAAACCAUUUACAUGGAUGCAGCCUUUCGGCCAAAUCUAAAGUAUCUGGACUUUCUGCAGGAAGGCUGGCGGUUGGAGCAUGCCGUGCUGAACAACCCAAAAUCGGAGUACGUAUUUAAGGGCGUCGUGUACAACGAAAUGAAGGGUGCUUUCUCGGAGAACUCGGCCAUUUUUGGGCAGAAGUUUUUCAACAAAAUCUUACCGGACCAUACGUACGGGUACGUGUCGGGUGGUGAUCCGCUUGAUAUACCGCAGCUGAAGCACGAUGAUUUGGUUAACUUCCACCGGAAGUACUACCAUCCAAGCAAUGCACGCAUUUUUAGCUACGGUUGCUUUAAUCUCGACAAAACGAUGGCAUUUGUGGAUGAGCAGUACCUGCGAGAUUUCGAGCGUAUCGAUACCCGGUACAGUGUGAUACCGGUCCAGAAACGUUGGACCAGUGCGAGGAAAGAUCAUGUACGGUGUCGGUAUGAUAGUAUGGGUGCACCGCUAGAGAAGCAAAAUCAAAUCGCGAUCGGUUACCUGAUGACGGAUAUAACCAAUGUGUACGAAACGUUUCUUGUGCACAUUCUAACGGAACUGCUGGUAAAGGGACCGAACUCAUUCUUCUACAAAAGUCUCAUCGAACCGAAUAUUUCCGGUGGAUAUAACCAACUGACCGGGUUUGAUUCGCACAUCCGCGAUACAAUGUUUGUGGUGGGACUGCAGGACCUAGCGGUCGAUGACUUUGAACGGGUUUCGAGCAUAUUCGACCGAACGGUGGAAGAAGUCAUCGAAAAAGGAUUUGAUCGCGCACACAUCGAAAGUGUGCUGCACAGCAUCGAACUGUCGAUGAAGCAUCAGACGAGCAAGUUCGGGCUUGGAUUGCUGUUUAAUCUUACCCCGCUGUGGAACCACGAUGGCGAUUUGGUGCGCGCAAUGAACGUUAGCGAAUCGGUGCGAAUGUUGCGUGAAAAUCUAGCCAACAAUCCAAAGUAUCUACAGAACAAAGUGGAAUACUAUUUCCGUAACAACAAGCACAGGCUUACGAUGACGAUGUCACCGGACGAAAAUUACGAGAAGCAUUUUGCGGAUGCGGAAAGGAAGAAUUUGGAGCAAAAAAUCACACAACUGAACGAAACGGACAAGGAACGGAUCUAUCGGGAAGGGAUCGAGCUGUCCGAAUCGCAGAAAGCGCACCCGAACACGGACAUUCUGCCCUGCUUGCGAUUGAACGAAAUUGAGAAAAAAGUUCCGGAAACGAACGUCGAACAGCAGCUCGUAACGAACGUUCCGACACAGCUGUGCCGUGUCGACACGAACGGUGUCGUGUACUUCCGUGGCAUACUGGAUGUAAAUGGGCUUACGACGGAACAGAAACUGUUGCUUCCACUCUUCAACACGAUCGUUACCCAGUUCGGCACCAAAGGUAUCGAUUACCGGGCGUUCGAUCAGCUGAUCAGUUCCAAGACGGCCGGUAUCGGAUUUUCCACCCAUCUGGUAGAGAACGUGCACAAUAUGCAACAGUACGAGUUUGGCAUGUACUUCGGUACGUACGCGCUGGACAAAAACGUACCGGACAUGUUUGACAUCUUCCGGCGUAUUUUCAACGAGCUCGAACUGACGGACGUGACCCGGUUUGAGAUGUUGCUGGAAAAUUAUCUGUCCGAGAUGUCGGUCGGUAUUGCACAGUCAGGCCACAUGUAUGCGAUGCAGAACGCUAACGGUUUGGUAACGGAAGCGGGCCGACUACGAGAACGGCUAAUGGGCAUUGAGCAUUUAGCAUUUAUGAAGGAUCUAACGCAGCGCCAUACGGCCGAAGAAAUCCUUCAUAAAUGUCGUUCGAUUACGAAACUUUUUGAAGAAUCGGGCAUGCGGUGUGCACUCAACUUUACCCCCGCAUCGGAAGAAUCGACCGUGCAGAACUAUCGCAAGUUUGUCGAUAGUAUUGCGCUUCGCAGUACGGCUAAAGUUUGGAACGUUUCGGAACCGAUCGGACAAUCGUCCGCUUGUGGCCGGCAUACGAUCAUGAACAUUCCGGUUAACUAUUGCGCCAAGUCGAUCGUUACCGUGCCCUACACGCACCGACACUAUGCACCGUUGAAAGUACUUGCCAAAUAUUUGUCGGCAAAAUAUUUGCUGCCCGUAGUGCGGGAACAAAAUGGAGCUUAUGGAGCGGGUGCUAAAAUUACAUCAGACGGUUUGUUUAAUUUCUUCAGCUAUCGGGAUCCCAAUUCACGCACCACGCUGAAUGUGUUUGAUGAUGCAUACGGCUGGAAUGUAAAAACAGUACCAAGCAUGGAUGAACAAACACUGUUCGAAGCGAAGCUGGGUGUCUUGCAGCAGCUGGACGUUCCGAUUGCACCGCUCGAGCGUGGUAUGGAUCUGUUUCGGCAAGGUAUUUCCGAUGAGCUGUUUGGAAAGCACCGAGCUUCAGUGCUGGAUGUGAGCAAGGAGCUGUUGCUUGAGGUGAAUGAACACUAUCUGAAACCGGGAGCCGUAAAGGUGAUUGGAAAGUCGGUACUUGGGCCCGAAAAUAAAACCCUUGCGAAGGAUGGUGAAACGUGGACAACGUUUGCAUUGUAA
Molecule: messenger RNA, 3042 nt
Organism: Anopheles maculipalpis
Lineage: Eukaryota; Metazoa; Arthropoda; Insecta; Diptera; Culicidae
Product: presequence protease, mitochondrial
Exons: 1
Coding region: 1-3042 (1013 amino acids)
Biological process (GO): protein processing
Cellular component (GO): mitochondrial matrix
Molecular function (GO): metal ion binding
Source: RefSeq, a predicted model, not a curated record